CCCGCCCUAACAGGAGUAGUUCGAACCUGUGUAGGGACCUGAUAAUAACUUUUUUUUCUUCUUUUUUUUAAAACAGAAAAGCAGGUUGAUGUUUUUUUUAAUUUAUAUUUUACUUACAUAUUUCGAUUUUUGGGAUCUUUAUUAUUCACCCGCACAGUAGGUGGCGGAAUGCACAUCACAUUGUUGCGAACGCCAUUAUACCACAGAAGAAGAAGAACAAUUGCGCAUAUCUCCCGCUUCACUACAUUGUUGUCAUUUAUCAACAUAUACGGCUUGUUUUUUGCACGUUAUCUUGGAAAUUGAAUAGUAUUUACUUCACACAAGAAAUACGCAUCUGUAAUUUGGGCUGGACAAGAUGGCGAGCUGCAAUUUUCAGGCGCAGUUGGUAUCGGUUAUGGAGGUAUUGGCUAAAGCAGCAGUAGCAGAAAUAAACAAACGUGUAGAUGAUAGCUGUGCUGUUAUACGUUUGGAAAUGACCCAAAGCCAGCGAGAUAUUGAUGUACUGAAAAGGAAGUGGCAAAUGAUGGAGAGCGAGCUGGAGAAGACACGCAGACGAAAAGGUUUUUACCCCGUGGCUGCAGAGAGAUCUUCAUAUCCAGUCAAGAUUGUUUUGAAAAAACAGAGCAGUAACUCACAGUGCAGAGACGAAGAGCUGGCUGUUGAAAAGGACUCUCAACCCCAGCCUACAGAUGUGGAGCAGAGAGUGGAGACUGAACCCAUACUGAUCAAAGAUGAGGAGACAGCAGAGGACGUGUGGAAGACUGACCCUCAGGAAGAGCUCAGGAUUACUGGAGAGGAGUCUGGUUCCAAGCCUGGGAAAUCACCAUCCUUUGGGCAACAGCACUGUGAUGAGGACUUCAUCACGCAACCCAAUAUAUCUCCCAGGGACUCAGUGGAACAUUACCCAAAUUCUGAUCGUCCAGAGGAACCAGGCACACCCCAGCUCGCAUCUACAGAGGUGUUCAGUACAGAGCAGCACCGGCCAGACGAGGACUCACUAGACCUAGUGAUGGUGAAAGAGGAGGAGCUGGAUCAGACCAUGACCCUGGCAGGACCUGACCAGUUUGUCAUGGAUGAGACUGAUGGGCAGCUGUGGACCUCUGUGGAUCCAGGCAGAGACACUGACCCUGAUGGUCACCCAGAUUUCUCCUUUCAUUCCACAGAAGAGUACUCUCAGAAUAUCUCAAUGGUCCCAUCUCAUAGUGGGCUGCCAUCUGUUCCUACUAUGACAGAUGAUGUAGGGCCAUCGCUUCACUCUUCUAUAUGGAAACCACAUGCUAACAUGUUCAGUGCAGCAGCACACAUGAAAAGACAUGUCAGGACAUUGGCUGAUGAGACUAGACAACAGAUGCCAGAGGGACAGAGCAGUGAGAUGCUGAACUCAAGUAAUGAAGGAAAUAGUUUAGCUCUACAGCCAAGACUGCAUCAAUACAGGGCUUCAGAAGCAACAGUGAGAUUGAGUGAGUGCAUGACAGGGUCAAACAUGGCCACCACCUCCACCUUCUCUGGAUACAGCCUGAGUCACAGUAGUUUUAACAUGGUGAAGAGAAUGAGGAGUCAGUGGAGAUCAGGCGGCACCACCGAGAGGCGAUUCAGCUGCACCUUCUGUGGGAAGAGCUUCCAGCGUCUCUGCCAGCUCAAAGAACACCUCCGAAGUCACACCGGAGAGAAACCGUACACCUGUGAACAGUGUGGCAGGAGUUUUACCAAGCAGUGCAACCUGAUCAGACAUGCUAUGGUCCACAGUGGGGAGAAACCGUAUGAGUGCACACAGUGUGGGAAAUGCUUCACCCGGCGCUCCAAAAUGACGUCACAUCAGAGAACUCACAUAGCAGAGAAUGCAGUGUCUCAAUACAUGGUACCCGCAUACCCUGGAGAUCCACACACAAGUUUAAUGUAGUCUCAGAACAGAUGGAACAAAUAGAAACUUAAUUGCAUUGUUUUUCGCUAACACUUUCUAUGUGAAAUUGUGGUACAGAAGGUAUUUUGAGACGUUUUGACAAGUUUUUCCUACGAAUUGAUAUGUGAAUAUGUUUUCAUGUUUGACUGAUGGCUCAUCACUUUCAUUAUAACAACUUAUUUACAACUGGUAACAAUGUGUGUUUGUACCACAAAAUCAUAAAAACAAUGUUAUAUAAUAAAUAAUCAUAUUGA
Messenger RNA from Oncorhynchus tshawytscha (Chinook salmon), 2154 nucleotides. Its product is annotated as zinc finger protein 263. Gene Ontology annotation, biological process: regulation of transcription by RNA polymerase II. The transcript has 4 exons. The coding region runs from base 356 to 1900 and encodes 514 amino acids. The record is from RefSeq and is a predicted model, not a curated record. Lineage: Eukaryota; Metazoa; Chordata; Actinopteri; Salmoniformes; Salmonidae. Gene Ontology annotation, molecular function: RNA polymerase II cis-regulatory region sequence-specific DNA binding; DNA-binding transcription factor activity, RNA polymerase II-specific.